UUGUGCAACCACGUUAGCCAAUCGGCAAAAAGGUUGAGCGCCAUAUAAAAAAAAAAAAGGACCCGGUUUUCCUGACAGGUUCUUUGGACUCACUUGAUGAAAUGGACGCUCUUUUUAUUCUAAGUAUUCUCUCGAUUAUAAGUCUCUCCUUGAGUCAAGAAUGCCCACCACAAUUGUUGGAGAACGUUGACUUUCCGGGAGCGGACAUUAAAUUCGAGUAUUCUCCUGAUGUUCAGCACUGUCAGCAUUUAUGCACACAGCACCCGUCUUGUCUCUUCUUUACAUUCUUACGUCCAGACUGGACCGUUGAUGACAGGCACUUCCACUGCUACCUCAAGACAACGCCUUCCGGAGAGCCCGACGUCCAGACCCCUCUCGUUGGUGUCACCUCUGGAUAUUCUCUCAAAUCCUGCAACCCAGAACCAAUGCCCUGUCUGCCUAACGUGUACCAGAACGUGGACUUUUUUGGGGCAGACUAUCGGGCCUUGUUCACGAACAGCUACCAGGAGUGUCAGCGAGUGUGCACCAAAGACCGCUUUUGCCGUUUUUUUACAUUCAUCAAUAAGGACUUCGCAAAUGAGAAUAUCAGAUAUAAAUGCCACCUAAAAUUCAGCUGGCCCAUACCAAGGACCUUAAACGUAAACAGGAAGCCCGGCGUGGUGUCCGGCUUCUCUCACAGUGUCCAGUUUAGUCAGCCCUCUGACAUAGCAUGUUCCGAGAAACUUUUCUCGAACACGGACUUCGAGGGGAGCGCGCUUGAGUCACAACCUGCCGGUACGCCAGAGCACUGUCUGGCCUUGUGCUCUGCAAAUCCACAAUGUACUUACUUCUCCUUCCAGAGCAAUUCCCUCACUUGUCAACUGAAAAACGAUCCCAAUCAAGUAGUGAUGAAGUCCCAAGAAGGUGUGACAUCUGGGAUAGCAACACACUUCUGUCAACAAGAUGCCAAUUGGGUAAAGACAGCUCUUGAGGAAGUCGACUUCUAUGGUUCGGAUAUUCGCUUCGAACUGAUGGACGACGUAGAGACGUGCGAGAAGACGUGUUCCAUCGAUCAAAAUUGUCAGUUCUACACAUACCUCAACGAGAACUUCAGCGACUCCUCUUACCGGCGUCACUGCUAUCUCAAGCGCGUCACCACCAUGCCGGCUCCUCCCAAAGUUACCAAACUGGACAAUGUGGUUUCUGGGUUCACCAAGAGGAACUGCAUUUAAACCAUUAACAUCCUGACUAAUACGUCUCGUCCAUCUAAAUUUGAAGAAAAUAAAUGAUUCAAAAUUA
Syngnathus typhle (broad-nosed pipefish) is the source of this 1278-nucleotide messenger RNA. RefSeq names its product coagulation factor XI-like. The transcript has 9 exons. Gene Ontology annotation, biological process: proteolysis. Gene Ontology annotation, cellular component: extracellular region. Bases 102 to 1211 code for a protein of 369 amino acids. The record is from RefSeq and is a predicted model, not a curated record. NCBI's taxonomy places the organism in Eukaryota, Metazoa, Chordata, Actinopteri, Syngnathiformes, Syngnathidae. Gene Ontology annotation, molecular function: protein binding.